This is a messenger RNA of Chinchilla lanigera (long-tailed chinchilla), 4328 nucleotides long. It is a transcript of the gene Kcnt2, whose product is annotated as potassium channel, sodium activated subfamily T, member 2. Gene Ontology annotation, molecular function: intracellular sodium-activated potassium channel activity. Lineage: Eukaryota; Metazoa; Chordata; Mammalia; Rodentia; Chinchillidae. Gene Ontology annotation, biological process: potassium ion transport. The transcript is spliced from 28 exons. The record is from RefSeq and is a predicted model, not a curated record. Gene Ontology annotation, cellular component: membrane. Bases 87 to 3494 code for a protein of 1135 amino acids.
GUCCUCUCCCUCGCCCCGCAGGGUUUCCCAGCCUGCUGCCUCCUGUCGUCCAUUUGUUGUUUGAUGUUUCCCACUCUUGAGGAAGGAUGGUUGAUCUGGAGAGCGAGGUGCCCCCUCUGCCUCCCAGGUACAGGUUUCGCGAUCUGCUGCUAGGGGACCAAGGAUGGCAGAACGACGACAGGGUACAAGUUGAAUUCUAUAUGAACGAAAACACAUUUAAAGAGAGAUUAAAGUUAUUUUUCAUUAAAAACCAGAGAUCAAGUCUAAGAAUACGCCUGUUCAAUUUUUCUCUCAAAUUAUUAAGCUGCUUAUUAUACAUAAUCCGAGUACUACUAGAAAACCCUUCACAAGGAAAUGAAUGGUCUCACAUAUUUUGGGUGAACAGAAGUCUACCUUUAUGGGGCUUACAGGUCUCAGUGGCGUUGAUAAGCCUAUUUGAAACACUACUUCUUGGGUAUCUCAGUUAUAAGGGAAACAUCUGGGAACAGAUUUUACGAAUACCCUUCAUCUUGGAAAUAAUUAAUGCGGUUCCCUUCAUUAUUUCCAUAUUCUGGCCUUCACUGAGGAAUCUAUUUGUUCCAGUCUUUCUAAACUGUUGGCUUGCCAAACAUGCCUUGGAAAAUAUGAUUAAUGAUCUACACAGAGCCAUUCAGCGUACACAGUCAGCAAUGUUUAAUCAAGUUUUGAUUUUGAUAUCUACAUUACUAUGCCUUAUCUUCACCUGCAUUUGUGGAAUCCAACAUCUGGAACGCAUAGGAAAGAAGCUAAAUCUCUUUGACUCCCUUUAUUUCUGCAUCGUGACAUUUUCCACUGUGGGCUUUGGUGAUGUUACUCCUGAAACAUGGUCCUCUAAGCUCUUUGUUGUUGCUAUGAUCUGUGUUGCUCUUGUGGUUCUACCGAUACAGUUUGAACAGUUGGCAUAUUUGUGGAUGGAGAGACAAAAGUCAGGUGGAAACUAUAGUCGACAUAGAGCACAGACUGAAAAGCACGUUGUUCUGUGUGUCAGUUCACUGAAGAUUGAUUUGCUCAUGGAUUUUUUAAAUGAAUUCUAUGCUCACCCAAGACUACAGGAUUAUUACGUGGUGAUUUUGUGUCCUACUGAAAUGGAUGUGCAAGUUCGAAGGGUACUACAGAUCCCAAUGUGGUCCCAAAGAGUCAUCUACCUUCAAGGUUCAGCCCUUAAAGAUCAGGAUCUAUUGAGAGCCAAGAUGGAUGAUGCUGAAGCCUGCUUUAUUCUGAGUAGCCGCUGUGAGGUGGAUAGAACAUCAUCUGAUCACCAAACUAUUUUGAGAGCAUGGGCUGUGAAAGAUUUUGCUCCUAAUUGCCCUUUGUAUGUCCAGAUACUAAAGCCUGAAAAUAAAUUUCAUAUCAAAUUUGCUGAUCAUGUUGUUUGUGAAGAAGAGUUUAAGUAUGCCAUGUUAGCUUUAAACUGUAUAUGCCCUGCGACAUCUACACUUAUCACACUACUGGUCCAUACUUCUCGAGGGCAGGAAGGCCAGCAAUCACCAGAACAAUGGCAGAAGACCUAUGGCAGGUGCUCUGGGAAUGAAGUGUACCACAUUGUUUUAGAAGAAAGCACAUUUUUUGCUGAAUAUGAAGGAAAAAGUUUUACGUAUGCCUCUUUCCAUGCCCACAAAAAGUUUGGUGUCUGCUUGAUCGGUGUUAGGAGGGAGGAUAAUAAAAACAUUUUGCUGAAUCCAGGCCCUCGGUAUAUUAUGAAUGCAACAGACAUAUGCUUUUACAUUAACAUAACCAAAGAAGAGAACUCAGCAUUUAAGAACCAAGACCAGCAGAGGAAAAGCAAUGUCCCAAGGUCAUUUUAUCAUGGACCUUCCAGAUUACCUGUACAUAGCAUAAUUGCCAGCAUGGGUACCGUGGCCAUAGAUUUACAAGAUACAAGUUGUAGAUCAGCAAGUGGUCCCACGCUGUCUCUUCCUGUAGAGGGAAGCAAAGAAAUAAGAAGACCUAGCAUUGCUCCUGUUUUAGAGGUGGCAGACACAUCAUCAAUUCAAACAUGUGAUCUUCUAAGUGACCAAUCAGAAGAUGAAACUGCACCAGAUGAAGAAAUUUCUUCAAACUUAGAGUAUGCUAAAGGUUACCCACCUUAUUCUCCAUAUAUAGGAAGUUCACCUACUUUUUGUCAUCUCCUUCAUGAAAAAGUGCCAUUUUGCUGCCUAAGAUUAGACAAGAGUUGCCAGCACAACUACUAUGAGGAUGCAAAAGCUUAUGGAUUCAAAAAUAAGCUAAUUAUAGUUGCAGCUGAAACAGCUGGAAAUGGAUUGUAUAAUUUUAUUGUUCCUCUCAGGGCAUAUUAUAGACCAAAGAAAGAACUUAAUCCCAUAGUACUGCUACUGGAUAAUCCGCCAGAUAUGCAUUUUCUGGAUGCAAUCUGUUGGUUUCCAAUGGUUUACUACAUGGUGGGCUCUAUUGACAACCUAGAUGAUUUGCUCAGGUGCGGAGUGACCUUCGCUGCCAACAUGGUGGUGGUGGACAAAGAAAGUACCAUGAGUGCUGAGGAAGACUACAUGGCCGAUGCCAAGACCAUCGUAAACGUGCAGACUCUCUUCAGGUUGUUCUCGAGUCUCAGCAUUAUCACAGAGCUUACUCACCCAGCAAACAUGAGAUUCAUGCAGUUCAGAGCCAAAGACUGUUAUUCUCUUGCUCUUUCAAAACUGGAAAAGAAAGAGCGAGAGAGAGGUUCCAAUUUAGCCUUCAUGUUUCGACUGCCUUUUGCUGCUGGGAGAGUGUUUAGCAUCAGCAUGCUGGACACGCUUCUGUACCAGUCAUUUGUGAAGGAUUAUAUGAUUUCUAUCACCAGACUUCUGUUGGGACUGGAUACAAUACCAGGAUCGGGGUUUCUCUGUUCUAUGAAAAUCACUGAGGAUGACUUGUGGAUCAGAACUUAUGCCAGACUUUAUCAGAAAUUGUGUUCUUCCACAGGAGAUGUUCCCAUUGGAAUCUACAGGACUGAAUCUCAGAAACUUACUACAUCUGAGUCUCAAAUAUCUAUCAGUGUGGAAGAGUGGGAAGAUACCAAAGACUCCAAAGAGCAAGGGCACCACCGCAGCAACCACCGCAACUCGACCUCCAGCGACCAGUCUGACCACCCCUUGCUGCGGAGAAAGAGCAUGCAGUGGGCCCGAAGGCUGAGCAGAAAAGGUCCAAAACACUCUGGUAAAACAGCUGAAAAAAUAACCCAGCAGCGACUGAACCUCUACAGGAGGUCAGAAAGACAAGAGCUUGCUGAACUUGUGAAAAAUAGAAUGAAACACUUGGGUCUUUCUACAGUGGGAUAUGAUGAAAUGAAUGAUCAUCAAAGCACCCUCUCCUACAUCCUGAUUAACCCAUCUCCUGAUACUAGGCUUGAGCUGAAUGACGUUGUAUACCUAAUCAGACCUGACCCACUGUCCUACCUUCCAAAUAGUGAACCUAGCCGAAAAAACAGCAUCUGCAACGCCACUGGUCAGGACUCUCGGGAGGAAACCCAACUUUGAUAUCAAGAAAAUAAGAGACUUUUUUUUAUUCCUAUGGGGAUCUUGCUUGAAAAACCUAAUGUGUUUCUGCCAUUGGAAGAAAGUAGAUUAGAAUAUAUUCAAUUCUGUCAUAUUUAAAAAGCAAAACUAUUCUCUUAGAGGUAUAGAUCAUUUUAAAACUUAAUGUACCAUUUACUGGUACUUCCCUUGUUAAUAUUGAAAAGACAUCACGGAAUUAUUCUGAAAACCUAAAUUACAAAAACAAAAAUUGAAAUCUGAUAUUUGAUGUUUGAGUAUGGUCUUAACUGUACAAAACCAGAAUUAGUAAGGCUUUAUGAAAGUAAAAAAAUCUAACUAUAUUUGGUACAUCACAAUACACAUAGAAUAUUGCUGUUCUUAUUAACACUUAAAUGUGUCAUGUUAUAUCCUUUAAACUUGCUAUUUUAUAAAACUGAGCUUAUCAUAAAUGCCUAGUCUUCCCUACAUAGGGAUUAACCAACAAAUUUAUAUGGCUGAAUUUUGUGUAAAAAAUAUAGUUUGCUUUAUAGUACGAAUCUUUAAGUUAUUUUAAACUUUUUCUGUCUGCCUUUUCAUUUGAUACCAUAUUCAUUUUAGAAUUUCAGAAGUUCAUAGCAUGUUUAAUAAACAAAAAAAUAUAUUCAGUACCUGAACUUUUUGAUAACUUAAUACUUAACACACUUUAUGCCACAAAAGUGUACUAAAAGUCAAAUAUCUAUUGUUCUCCUAAAGAAAAUUCCUAGCAUGGAGAAAAUACUUAAUGCAACUUGUUAAUUUUAAUAUAAGAAUUGAAACUUUAACUGGAUUUCUGAAAUAAUUUUCAUUUGACUCUUGAGU